Messenger RNA from Rubroshorea leprosula, 1282 nucleotides. NCBI's taxonomy places the organism in Eukaryota, Viridiplantae, Streptophyta, Magnoliopsida, Malvales, Dipterocarpaceae. The record is from the annotation of a GenBank genome assembly.
AAUUUUCCACUAUUCUUAUAAUUAUUUAUAACCCAUGACUUACACCGACCGAGUCGUCGCCACGAGGACUGCAAAACCUACUUCUCCCCUAACCCAAAUGGAAUCCUAAACAAGACCUUUCUCUCGCUCUCUCAAUCUGCGUACAUAUAUAGAUUUUCCCCUCUUUCUUCUAUUUCAAUCCCUACUCGAUCAAUUUAACCGGAUAUUCGAGGUUUUAGUUGAAGAGUAUCAGCCAUGUUUAAUCGGCUUUUCGCAAAACCUAGGCAGGAAACAGAUGCCUUGACCACGUUAGACAAAUUAAACGAGACCCUUGAAAUGCUGGAGAAAAAGGAGAAAGUGCUAGUAAAAAAGGCUGCUGCAGAGGUUGAAAAGGCCAAGGUAGCAGCCCAAGGUGGGAAAAAGAAAGUCGCUAUACAAUGUUUGAAGAAGAAGAAGCUGUAUGAACAGCAAAUAGAACAGCUUGGAAAUUUCCAGUUGCGCAUCCAUGAUCAAAUGAUAAUGUUAGAAGGUGCAAAAGCCACCACGGAGACUGUAGAUGCAUUGAGAACAGGAGCAGCCGCAAUGAAGGCUGUGCAGAAAGCAAUGAAUGUAGAUGAUGUGGAUAAGACUAUGGAUGAAAUUAAUGAACAAACAGAGAACAUGAAGCAAAUUCAAGAAGCUCUAUCAACACCAAUUGGAGCAGUGGCUGAUUUUGAUGAGGAUGAAUUAGAGGCAGAACUUGAGGAACUUGAAAGUGCUGAGUUGGAAGAACAACUUCUUCAACCUGCAACGAGUGCUCCUGCAGCUCCAGUGCAGGUUCCUGCAGGCAGGCAACCAGCUCGUCCAGCUGCUCAAAAGCGCACAGAAGAGGAAGAGGAAGAGGAAGACGAACUUGCUGCCUUGCAGAAAGAGAUGGCACUCUAAGGCAUUUAGAUUUAUUUUCAAUGUUCAGACAAUGGGCUGUGUCAAGCUGGGCAAAGAGGCAACAUGCUAGAGAGCAUUUACAACUUUUAGAUAUAUUAUACUAUUUACAUAUCCUACUCCAAUUUCGUGCAUUUAAUUAUUUGACAGCAAUGUACAUAAAGACUGCAUAAACCGCUUCCAUAUUAGUAUUAUGCAUCUCGGAGUUCAGUUGUCCAGUAUCAGAUCUUCCUUUCCUUCUCAUUUACGUAGAGCUUCUUGGCUGAAGAACUCAAUAGUCAAUACCCUAAAUAGCCAUUUCAACCUUUUGCUCUGUUUUUUAUUUAAAUGAGUUAUCAGUUAUAAACUUUCUACACUAUUCCUAUUCCCUAAUAUGAUUGUU